Pecten maximus is the source of this 3192-nucleotide messenger RNA. RefSeq lists its product as uncharacterized. Bases 74 to 2794 code for a protein of 906 amino acids. NCBI's taxonomy places the organism in Eukaryota, Metazoa, Mollusca, Bivalvia, Pectinida, Pectinidae. The record is from RefSeq and is a predicted model, not a curated record. The transcript is spliced from 10 exons.
CUGACACUGUGAACAUUGCCGGACUUUUUAAGGAGGGAGAUUUUAAAUUGAUUUCUUACUUUAAUUUCGAAAAAUGCGACAAUACAAGCCAACACCAUUUCUUUAUACAAGAACAGCCAACACGGAUAAUCACGAAGCGAAUUCAAAUUAUGAAGAUAGUAAUCUUCUAGACUUAGAGGUCGAAGUGCUCAAACAGCGUAUUGACGGCAAUAUAAAACGUCACAUGGACAUACGAUCUGAAAUCAGAAUGGAGGUUGACAAACUAAGACAAGAAAACAUGGAUCUUGCUGCAAUGCUCCAUCGAACUGACGAGAUAUUUUAUUUACACCAGGAUUUCUUUGAGGAAGUCAACAGACUGAGGUCAAUGAAUGUGAGACUGAAAGCCAUGAUGUGUCUACAAGAUGUGAAAUCAAUAGAAGCAUUCGGCCCUACGAAAUCACGUAGAGGAUACCAAAGCAAUGUCCAACAGCCCACGAACCCCAACUGUCCAGCUUCUUCACACAGCACUGAGCGAGAUACCCGCGCAGAAACCUCUGAUAAAUCUAGCGAUUUGUUCGACAGAAUCGAUAAACUUGAAGCAGAAAUGAGGACUUUUCUAGGCGAAACCCCUUCACAUAAGAAAAUAGAAAUAUGUCAACGGAAGCAUGUUACAGAUAUUGAUAUGCAAUGUUCAGCGGAUAGAAUAACAAGAAAUAUCCGUGAUCAUUCUUUGGAUGACAAUCUAAUUUUUAUUCGAAGAAGAGACACCAAAUCUGAUCAAACAAACGGCUGUGAUGCAAGCACAAGUACAGAAAUGCAACUUGAGGCUGAAAAUUACGGGCAUGUAGAUGAGCCCCGAACAAGGUCUACCUUUUGGACAAAAGACCGAGAUUUACAUUCUCACGAAACGUAUACCAGUAUGACCAUCCUCAGAUCAAAAGCAGAAAGUGCCUCAUCAGACGACAGAGAUGUCAAUAUGAAUUCUUCCCGAUCAGAUGACAGAAGUAUAUUACUCAAUAACAGUAAUGCGAUAACUAAAAGCUGUUCCAGAUCUCAGGACGAAAACGUCAUUUCCGAAGACAGGGAUAUCAACAUGAACUCUCACAGAUCAAAUGACGAGUGGGUUCUACCUGACCAUACCAUCAUCAACUCGUCAAACAACUCGGAAUGUUUGCUACUUAUGGUACACCCAAAAAGGUCUCAGUCCGGGACGAUAGUCGGGUUUGAAGUCGCUGAAAAUUUUGAAGGAACUUCCAUCGACAAAGACAAACCAGUGCAACAUGAAGUAAAACGUACACAUUGUGAACCCACACAGCCAGUGUUUCAGAAAGGAGUAACGUCCGACCUAGUUCCUAGUUAUGUGGAUAUACCCGUCUCUAUUGAAGACUUAGAAAUUCGCGAUAUCUUCAAAAAUGCUUCAAAUGAAUCCGACAGCGAUCACUCCACAACAUCAUCUGAAAGGCCACUGAAACUCUCCACACCUUUUACAGUGGUAUCGACAAGGCAUGUCAGGCCAAGAGAUGUACCGCGGUUAAACCUUGGCGAUCUGGUGUCCGAAUCGGAUAUCAAUAUUGUCAGAGUGACGCAGGAUACGGUCGAUGAUCUUCUGUAUGAUGAGGAGGAUCGGUACUCCAUUGUUUCCUUUAUUGAUAUCAGUGAUGGUAGUGGGCGUCAACGUUUGGGAAAAGAAGACAUGUCUGUCACAGAUCUUCAAAUAAAUCAGUUUGGGAGAUAUUACAACGAGGAAAGUCAUUUCAUAAAUGAUGUAACCAAUGUCACUGGAGAGUCAUGUUUCAUGGACGAUCACCAUACACGCUCUGACAACCCAAAGAAUUUCAGCAACAGAAGAUCGAACUUGAGCAAUAUGAUAAAGAAACUUUGUGCUAAUAAAGAAAUGUCUUACAUGCAAGAGUUCUUUUCUGACGUAUCGGCAGACAAUAAAACAGUAUGCCCUGAAGCAGAUGUACGGACUAGUGAAUCGAUUAGAGAGGAAAGUACACAAACAAUCAUUGGUGAAAACACCACGUGGAAUAACACAUUCAACGGAAAUAGCAAGCUUUCUGCACCAACCUUCCAAACUGAACUGGAGGAAGAGACACCUUGGGUGAACUUAAAUGAUGUGAAUAGAUCAAGUGUCGAUAUUAGUGAGGACUCUGUAUCAGUGAUACCUACUGACAGCGAUGAAGACAGAUAUGUCCAUUACAUGGAGUUAUGCAACACUACUAUGCAUCUGACUGGAAUAAUCCAAGACAUGUGUGCCAACAGGACUAGCCUAACCCAACAAGAAUUCUUGCAACAUACGAAUCCAACUGAAAAACCGUGUCCACCAGAAAUUUGGGACGGAAAAGACUAUGUGAUUGAGAACAACAUCAUGAGAAUUCCUGUCAAGUCUGAAUCAACCAACCCGCAUGCGAAACCAGAUUGCUUAACCAAACAUUGUUUGACCGGCCUGUCAUCACCAUCUUACACAGAUAUUGUCAAAUUAGUAAAGGAAAACUUUCCCUGGACAUUUCCUCGAGCUGAAGAGAAAAACAACAAUGGAAUAAAAGAAUCAGAAGACAAAGAAUGUGUUAAAGAUUAUAACAGCACGUUAAACGUCACAAUACCAUGUUGUACGAUGGACAGUGUCAGAUCGGACGUAUCGUGUAUAGAUCUGAGCUGUGAGGAGGAAACACCAAACCUUGGAUCUACCAGGAAGGAACCUGAUGUAAGGCUUGCUUUAUCUGCCGCGAAUCUCCAACAGAUGGUAUGGCGGAAUGUGUUACAGACAGAUCAGACGUUUCGGGUGAUACCAUAUACACUGAUCGAUACGUAGUUCCUGGCGAGUUAGCGUUGUCUUGCCAAAAACGACAGCUGUUAUCUACUUCGUUGUCUAAAUCACAUGAAGAUGUGGUCAGACUCCUUAACUGGACCAAUGUUUCACAUACCAAAGCUCACUGGGAGGAUCCAGAACACGAGGCCAUUCUUAAGGAAACUUCUGAGCGAGAAAUCCUGAAUUCACCUGAUAGUUUUGUCGGGGAUUUCGCUUAUAAACAAAAGUGGAAACCGUGUUUUACGAGCGAAAACAUCCCGAAGGCCAAUGAAGAAACGAACCCCACUCUAACCUCCGAUUACACCAACAUGGGCAGUGCCAGAUCCGGGUAUGACGUGGAAGCUGAAAUUUCCUGUAUCGAUUUGAGCGAAGAAACGACAACCACGAGUUCUGUCCAAAAU